Messenger RNA from Engraulis encrasicolus (European anchovy), 1957 nucleotides. RefSeq names its product MAX dimerization protein MLX (gene mlx). Gene Ontology annotation, molecular function: RNA polymerase II cis-regulatory region sequence-specific DNA binding; protein dimerization activity; DNA-binding transcription factor activity, RNA polymerase II-specific. NCBI's taxonomy places the organism in Eukaryota, Metazoa, Chordata, Actinopteri, Clupeiformes, Engraulidae. Gene Ontology annotation, biological process: regulation of transcription by RNA polymerase II. Gene Ontology annotation, cellular component: nucleus. The record is from RefSeq and is a predicted model, not a curated record. The transcript has 8 exons. The coding region runs from base 42 to 785 and encodes 247 amino acids.
AAACAACACCACACAUCCCGUGAUGCCUUUUGUGAAACAACAUGACGGAACCAAACGCUUCGCCCGAGGACCACUGGGGCAAACAGACGGACGGUGCCUUCAGUGACGGUGGCUUGGAACACAGCUUCCUAGCAGACUGCGCAGCCAAAGUGUCUGGUGUGUCCAGAGCCAACAGCAUUGGUUCAACUAGUGCCUCAUCCGUACCUAACACAGACGAUGAAGACAGUGACAACAGACACGAAACGACCUACAAGGACUCUUACAAGGUGCGGCGGAGGCAAGCCCACACGCAGGCUGAACAGAAGAGGAGAGACGCUAUAAGGAAAGGGUAUGACGACCUGCAGUCCAUCGUGCCCACAUGCCAGCAGCAGUCUGAGUUUGCCAUGGCAACACAGAAGAUCAGCAAAGUCACCGUGCUGCAGAAGACCAUAGACUACAUUCAGUUCCUGCACAAAGAAAAGAAGAAGCAGGAGGAUGAAGUGUCCACACUGAGGAAGGAAGUGACGGCUCUGAAGAUUAUGAAAACGAACUACGAGCACAUUGUGAAGGUGCACCAGAACAACCCUCAGCAGGGCACGGAGCAGGUGUCUGACCAGCUGAAGUUCAGCGUGUUCCAGAGCAUCAUGGACUCCCUCUUCCAGAGCUUCAGCAACUCGGUCUCCUUCAGCAGCUUCGAGGAGCUCUCCGCCUGCGUCUUCAGGUGGAUCGAGGAGCACUGCAAACCACAGACCUUGAGGGAGUUUGUGGUGGAGAUCCUGAGGCGGCUGAAUGCCCAGCUGUACUGAUGGCCGCAGCCAGGUGCCCUCCGAGGCCCCGCUUCCCACUGGAUAGCACCUCGGCACUCAGCGGGGAAGACAAGACACACACACUCCCUUCUUACAUGCACCCCCAUACGCACACAACACGUUCACACACACACACACACCAAACACACACACACACACACACAUCCAAAGACGCACACCUGUUGUGGCUGUAUUUAUGUAGCUGUGGUGGUGAUGGUGGAUGGCUGGUGCUGCAUUAUCGCCCCACUCUCUCCACUGGCUCAGGUGCUGUUCUCUGCCUGGGCCUUCUGGCAAAACAAGUGUCUUAAAUAAGAGUUAUCACGUUUUACGAGUUCUUAAGAUCAUCCUCUGAGUUGUUUAUGGCUGGGUGUGGCUCAUGUGUUGUUUUCGCCUUUGCCUGGUCUUCAGGAGAGAACUGUGGUAUUUGUUUCACUUUGGCGCCACUUUGUGGUUGGUUUUGGGGUUGCUAUGCAGCUCAUUGUCCACUGCUCUACAGUGUUUGUUCGACGCUGCUGCCUCUAUUUUUGUUUGUUUGUCUGCUGUGUUUAUAAGAUUUGCAUAGUCGUUAUUGUUGCAGGGACAGAAAUAUCUGCAAUCAUGCCUGAUGUAAUCAAGCAACCUUGCCUAUUUUGAGUGUUUUAUUUUCCCCUAUUUUGUCAUAGUGUAUCCUAUGAUGUUGCAGCAACAAGUUGAGUUAAACGUUGCUAUCCGUAUAAGAAGUUUUGAAAUGAGGUGAUGUCUUGUGAUCUUAUCUGGCGGUUUAUGGUUUGUCCUUGCUGUGUUCUAAGUGUAUCUUUUACUUUUUACUCUUCAAGUUCAGGCACAAAGACACUCAAUAAUGAACGAAAAGUCAUGCCAUUGUAUGCCAUUAUAAUUUUACUUAUGUACAAGUAUGAGCUGCACAAUGUAAGACAGCAGACCUCAGCGGGUGACGUAAAAUCAGGAUUUUUGGAUAUGAAAGUGUUCUUUUAUUUUUUCAAAUAGAAAAUAAAUGGAGCAAGCACUUAAAGGGAAAUAAAUAAACACUAAUACAUUUUGGAUGAGUUUCACAACCUUAUGUGCUGGAAAUAAACAUUCUUUAAAAUAAUGUGCCGACAAUGAGACAAUGACAAAUUCUGAUAUUUUGUACAAAUGUUAUUUGUAAUUAGAAAUAAACAUGUGGUUCUCCUCUC